GGAAAAGAACGAGAAAAGAAACCCUUAAACCCUAAAAAAAUCAAACCAGUUAAUCUCCCUCUCAAAAGAGGGGAAAAAGGAACUUGGUUAGGGUUUAUGUUAAACCCUAAGGAAACAGUAUAGCUCCGCGUGUUUGUGGGGUGAUAAGAAAGUUUUUUUGUUAUUUGUUUAUUCAGAUAUACCAGCAGUAUACGCAGAAUGGCGAGGCUGCUUCGAAACGUGUCUAUUCUGAAACGCUCCGUAUGUUAUUUUGAGGCUCCUAAGAUAUGUUUACUUGGAUCAUCAUCUCAGAUAAGCAGUUUCUCUACUAAAGGUAAAAAGAAAUCAAAGUCUGAUGGAAGUGAUUCAGGUGAAGAGGGUAUGUCUAAAAAAGAUCUAGCCCUAAAACAGGCAAUUGAUCAAAUCAAUACUUCUCAUGGAAAAGGUUCCAUCAUGUUUCUUGGUCAGUGUCCUUCUCCCAGACACGUUCCAGUAGUGUCUACAGGAUCUUUUGCAUUAGAUAUAGCAUUGGGAGUUGGUGGAUUUCCAAAGGGACGUGUGGUGGAGAUAUAUGGUCCAGAAGCUUCCGGAAAGACAACUCUUGCCCUACAUGUAAUUGCUGAAGCACAGAAACAAGGAGGUUAUUGUGUAUUUGUUGAUGCCGAACAUGCCCUUGAUCCAUCAUUAGCUGAAGCUAUUGGUGUAAACACUCGCGAUUUGUUAUUAUCACAGCCAGAUUGUGGUGAACAAGCUUUGAGUCUUGUAGAUACCAUUAUCAGAAGUGGUUCAGUUGAUGUUGUUGUGGUAGACAGUGUUGCUGCCCUUGUGCCUAAAAGUGAACUUGAUGGUGAAAUGGGUGAUGCACACAUGGCAAUGCAAGCUAGACUUAUGAGUCAGGCACUUCGUAAAUUAAGCCAUUCGUUAUCUACAUCACAAACUAUUUUAAUCUUCAUUAAUCAGGUAAGGUCAAAGCUAGCUACUUUUGGAUUUGGUGCACCAUCUGAAGUGACUUGUGGUGGAAAUGCUUUGAAGUUUUACGCUUCAAUUCGUCUAAAUAUUAGGAGAAUAGGACUUGUCAAGAAGGGCGAAGAGAUAUUAGGAAGUCAAGUUCUGGUGAAGAUUAUGAAGAACAAGCUUGCACCACCUUAUAGAACUGCUCAAUUUGAGCUUGAAUUUGGGAAGGGUAUAUGUCGUGAGUCAGAGCUUAUAGAGUUAGGUAUAAAACACAAAUUCAUAAUGAAAGCUGGUGGGGCGUAUUACAGCAUGGGUGAAAUGAAGUUUUGUGGUAAAGAUGCCAUAAAACGUUACUUGGCCAACAAUUUACCCAUACGUGAAGAACUGGAGACAAAACUUAGGGAAAAACUUGUUGAUGAACCCAAAAAGGAGACAACAGAUGCUGAAGAAGUAGAUGAUGUUAUUGCACCGGAUUCAACCGAUGAAGAGGUGACCGCUGUGGAGGCAUGAAGUAAAAAUUACGGAUUUAACCUUGUAUUGUAAGUUGUUGUAACGUGUUCUCUCUUAAUUUUCUUUGUCCAAAUGGGGAUAAAUGUGUCUUUUUACAAGUCUUUUCGGCAAAGGUGGCACUUGGGAGAACAUGCACACGAAUCGGCUUGUAAGUAUAUGGUAGUUUUGUAAUAUGGGUAUCAGGUCGUAUAUUGGAGUUUUGAUUUUGAAUGAAAAAUGGAAGCCUCUAU
Molecule: messenger RNA, 1673 nt
Organism: Lactuca virosa
Lineage: Eukaryota; Viridiplantae; Streptophyta; Magnoliopsida; Asterales; Asteraceae
Source: the annotation of a GenBank genome assembly